Acaulospora colombiana is the source of this 523-nucleotide messenger RNA. The record is from the annotation of a GenBank genome assembly. NCBI's taxonomy places the organism in Eukaryota, Fungi, Glomeromycota, Glomeromycetes, Diversisporales, Acaulosporaceae.
AUGUCCUCUGUACCUCAAACAAACACCAGCAAACCGGACAAGACAGGUACAGAAGGAUCGGUUCACCACAUAUCAUGGGCGUCUUUUCUCAGGAAGGCGCAAAAAGCAACCAAAUCAAAAAUUUCUGGAGAAGUCAUCCAGGGAGCCUUUCCUGUAGAAAUUAUCUUUCCAAUUAUUACAGAGGCGUUGCGCCCCCGACUUAUUAUAGACCAUUACAGUACAUUGGAAAACAUGGCCGAAGUCCACCAUGUUCUCACAUCUCCCAACAAGACAUUUCACAACAUUGUCCAGAAGGUCUCUGAGAAGAAUGAUAUCGGGAAAAGCUGGCUAUAUCAAGCGGACAAUGACCCACGGAAAUAUCGUGCACCGUCUCUCAAAUGGGCUGAGCGAGAUGGAAACGAUAGCGUGAAGGGGUUGAGACGCUUCGAUCUCGAAAUGGAAUUUGAACAUAGCCAACAACUUCAUGUGAUUUAUCCCUGGCCUCAAAUAUCCGUCUUCAGCUUAACCGUUCAGAGAGGCACCA